Messenger RNA from Pocillopora meandrina, 8081 nucleotides. Lineage: Eukaryota; Metazoa; Cnidaria; Anthozoa; Scleractinia; Pocilloporidae. The record is from the annotation of a GenBank genome assembly.
UGUCGAUUUACUUUGUACUCAAUUUGUGACGGUUUUCGUCUGCGAAAAGUUGGGAAGAAGCAUACUUGGUAGCAUAUUUUGUUUUAACUCGCACAAACUAAGGCAGAGAGAUUGAUUUCCCUGAAGAAAUCUACAUUUUAAGCUUUCAAACCGCUUUUUACCUUCAGGUAAGUCUCUCCUUUUCUAGGUUCGCGCUGGUCCUUGCAUGAAUUGAAGUCGUUGUGAUAAGCUUUUAUCACUCGUUGCUCUGAAGUGUCGUAUUUGGGCGUUUUCUUUCGUGUUUCUGAAAACUUGGCGCAUACUCGAAAGAUUUGUACGUUUCCGUGCUAAUUCAAGAUAGAGAAAAUGCUGUUUUAAUUCCAUUCGAGUCUUUUCGUCGGACGAGAUUUGACUAACACGGUCUUCCCCUUCAUGACGCAAGGCCUUUAUAAUUCGCCUCUGAACGCAAGAGUGGACAGGGAAAAUAAUCAUUUCUUUUUCAAAUCCCUUCAGCCAAAGGAGUCUUGAUUGAUCGUAUAUUUUCUACCUUUCUGGAUUUGCUGAAAUAUCGUGUACCUUCUUUGAGAAUUAACAAUUUGCGCGGAGAUAUUUACGUGCUAGAACAACCGUUGUUUGAAUUGAAGAGACACAAAGGUUUGACAUGAAAAAAAAAGAAUCGUCUAUUCCUUUUGAGUUUAAAAAAAUUUUUUGAAUGUAAGAACUUGUAUGGAAAAACUUCUCAACGUACAUAGCGAACUCAAGAUAGAAAACGGUUCCACAAGGAGGAACCACCGGCAGCAAAUUCUUGAAGAGACGUAGUUACUGCUUAGCGAUGUUGGGUAAGAAUGUUUAUUGUUCUCGGCUGUUUUAACUUCGAUGGCUGUUAAUGUUUAUUAUAUUCAGCUGCAUAGUGGUUCUCAUGCGCGUGAUUUUAUGAACAGAUUUGGCUACGGAUGUUCUUCGUACCUCAUUCGCUUUUCUUCCCCUUUACUGAUGUAUCACAUCGGACUGUUCAGACGUGAUUACGUUUUUCUCUAGCUUUAGGGGAAAAAAUUUCGCUCAGCAGAGUCCAGUAUACUCUGCAUUUUCUUGAUAACGUCUUUUCCUUUCAAAUAUAUCAAAUUUGUUAGGCUUGGAAUAUCGCAAACUCUAUUUUAAGCACAAGUAUACUUAAGACCAAUCUCAUUUGACCUUGAAAUUCAUUUGAAGUUCUAACUAAAAUCAUGCAUACUUGUGUUUCCAUCGCAUUGUUGUUGUCUUUUCUCUGACUUUCACUCAUUUAUUUUUCGCUAUGUUCAGUAGCUUUUUAGUAGGAAUUAAUUCAGCUGUAGGAGGUUUAGGAAACGAUAGUAUUUAGCUUAUCAUGAUGGUUAACAUUCACGAAGACAAAGUUGGUUAAAGCUAAAAGAGUCAAAGUGUACCCUAACACUGUUGUAGCUUUCUGUUAGAUAAUUAUUUUGAAAACUUGAAUGGCUUUCUGAAAUAAAGGUAUUUCAUUUACAUUAUCAACUCAAAAAGAAAACACAGGAAUUGUUUGUAAAAAUGGACCAACAGGAGUUUCCAAACAAUACUACUGUUAUUUCUAGAGGCAAUUUCUAUUUUGUUCAUUCAGGCAUUUUUUGGUUGAAAUUGUUUUUCAGUGAGAUUUCAAAACAAUUUGUACUCAGAUAUAGUGGCAUAUAGGAUAUAGGAGACUUAAAAAAAGUCAUUGACAAGCUAGUGGAGAGUCCUUGGUUAUAGGAAGUCAAUAGAUAACUAGCCGAGAUAGGAUGGUGACUGGGAUAAAUCACUGGCACUCCUUAAGUUAGGCAAAUGCUUAUUUUGCUCUGAGAGAGUUCACAUGUAACAUAUUUACAAAAUAGUUAAGUAUUUCUAGACCACUAAUUUCAGAUUUUACUUUGCAUUCCAGUAGGUUUAAGAAUGGGUCAAAGUGACACAGAAAGCACAUCAUCUUCCAUGAGAGGAAAUCCUGGUUCUCCACGUGACAUUUCUGUUCUUUUAGAUGAACCUAGUGCAGAGAUACCAAGCUUUCAUCAUCCAGGACAUAUUUCCCCAUCAGUAUCAACUUCAUCUAGUGACACAAGUGAACUGGAUAGUUCAGUAAUUGUUAUAAAUCAGACACCUAAGCGUACGGAGAUCCCUGUUAUUGAUCUUACGUCACCAGAUGAAGGUGAUGAGGGUUCAGCAAGAACACAGGGAAAUGCAGCAGCUCCUCCUCCAUGGUGAGAAAUUGAGCUCAGUCCUUCACUGAAUAAUUCCCUUUGCCCUUAACCCUUAUACUCCCAGAAGGGACCAAGACAGAAUUUCUCCUUACAAUAUCAAUGUAAUAUCAAACAGAUAAGUGUCAAGAUUAAAGGAAAAUAUCAAAUAGGGGAUUAUAAGUUGAUCCAACACCAAAUUCUUUGAACGAACAUUAUCCAAAUUGUAUGGCAGAUAGAAAGGAGAAUUGCUGAGGAGGUCUUAGGAGUUGGAAGGGUCAAAACAAUGCCUUAGUGUAGGUGUACUGUAAUUGUAAUUUCUUAAUUAUUAAUCAAGAUGAAAUGUCUUCUAGAUAUUCUUAAUAUUCUCCAUUUUGUCAUGUUUCCAGUGAGGACUUCGCACAGUUUGCUUCUAAUUUCCGUUGGCGUCUUCAAGGACGUGACUCCAGAGGGCAACGUUUUCCUCUCAAUGAAAGUCGUUUACGUUCACGUCGGUUUCGAGGCAGGCAUGUCCCUUACACAAAUUUAUUUGAGCGUGGUCCUUCAGCUGCAGGCAGGAAUGAAGCACUAUUAGCAGAAUUUGCUGACUUUGCACCAAGGCCAGCUCCUUCUGGAGAAAAUAAUACACCUAUUGUUAUUGAUGAUGAGGUAAUACUUGUUUCUCUUUAUACCGAGUUAACCCAUUUUUUAAAUCACUUGUGAGCCACACUUAAAUCCAAACCUUUGGCUUUUUCCAUUGACUAGUUUUUUCAAGAUAAAAUUUAUAAUUGGUGAAGUAGGAGGGACCCAUCAAUUUGAUAGUAGGCAAGAUAAAAGGCUCACUUGAAGAUAAUGUUUUACUAUCCACUUGAGGGAAGCCAGGUGCAAAUUAUUAUGUAUCCUGGUGUAGCUUCCUCUAUCCUACCUUUCAGGAAUUACAAGGCUCCUGCACCUUGAAGUGAAACAAACAGGCAAUUCCUCAUUUCUUUUUUGCAGUGAAACUUUCCCUGCUAAUGAAAUCGCUUCUCUUUUACCAUGUUAAAAGAGUAAACUGUUCUAUAUAAGAAAGGAUGUCAAAAUUUCUCAGGAAGAUAGGAGAAUGAAAUCACCCUUUGAAGUUUGAAGUAUCUUCAUGCAUACACAAGGGUAAAUUUGUAAAUGUUUUGGUUAGAAUAAUACUGUUUAUUUAGUUUGAAUAAUUCAUUGAAAGCUUUGUUUCUAUUUCUACAGAGAUUACCUUUUGCUCAACACCAAGUUCCACCAAAUGAUGCACCAAGUUGGUUUCUGUCAGAUAGACAACAUCGCAUGGAACGUUUCCGUCGCCGACUCAAUGCCUCUCGGCAAUCCACAAGGUGCUAUCUUCAGUCAGAUGAGGCUCUCGCUCACAGAUUACAACAGGUAAAUUUUUGGAUAUUGUAAUUUAACUUUUAACUUUUUAUCUAGGGUAUACUUGAGAAAGAUGAAGAGUCUUCCUGUUUCACUUUUUAUGAUCAAGACAACAAGAUAAAGUUUAAAGACUGGAUUUGCAUAGAACAUUAUGUAAAGCUACAGUCAUUGGCUAAAGUCUUGGGAUGCUUAAAUUUUUCCCUUCCUAGCUGUUGUGGUGUUUGCUUCACCCUUCUUACCCUUAAUACAAUGUCUGACAUUGAAGCUUCAAGUGGUUGUGGAUGGGUUGAAGGGGAAGGGACAUUUCCUAGGUAUAAAAGAACAUCUUGCAUUAAAGAAUUUUGUUAAGGAAAACAAUUCAUAUUAUUUCAGGCUGAAUAUACACGCGACGUAGAAGAAAAUGUCCAUGAUGCUGGGGAUACAACCCAAUCAUCUGGAGCUAGGAUUGGUGGCAUACAUGCAAUACCUCCUACUGUGGUAAGAAUGCCUUAUUUAAUAGCAUCUUCUUCUUCUUCUUCUUCCUCCUCUGUUGUUUUUGGGUAAUCGUUAUAAAUGUAGAAACUGUGAUCAAUAUGGUAUUCCACAAAUACUUGCAUGCAUACACAUUUGAUGGUAAAACCCAUGUGAAAACAAAAUAACUUCUGUUGUUAGCAGUUUCUGAUCGAAUGAAAUUCUAACCAAUUUCAAUAAGAAGAACAGAGUUUUUCCUGUUGAACACCAAAUGGUUUCAUGGAAAGCUUAAGGUGUUAAGAAGGGACAAAAGAAUUAUCAAUAUUUAUUGCCUUGUUUGUGCAAUCAAAACUGUGCUUGAAAGUACAAGAUUUAGAAAUAACAAAUUGAAAUCUGAAAUUAGUUUUGCAUUGUGUUAUGUAAAAAAAAAUGAAUAUUUAAAGCAAUAUUUCUACAGGCAGGUCCAAUGUAAAUUUAGCCGAGGCUGGUGUAAAUGGAGGUCCGUGUAAAUAAACUUACUACAAGGACAGAAAGGAGAACUAAACUGCAAUAAUGACAAGUUGAUUGGUAUACUCAUUCAUUGUUCCUUUCUGUAGCACCAGCCACCAGCACCCUCUCUACAGGUACGACGCAGACGUCCAUUCCACACAACUUUUGCAAGUCAAGGCUUUCCAGAACUACUUCUUCCUUUUGUGUAAGUAAAUUUGUUACCCUAUGUUAAAUGGGAGAAGUUUCAAACAUGCUGUGUGUAGCACAAAAUGAAUUGUAGGCAAACAAGUUAAAGACCCCCUUAACAUUUGCCAGAUUUGAGAUUUUCCCCUCAGUAAUGUGGUGAUAACUGAGGUAGAUGAAAUGGAUAUGUUUUUACUGGUAAUUCAUCAUAGCUAGGCAAUAAAAUAUGAUUUUGGUUGAAAUUGUAGGUCUGUUGUGUCAUUUCCUCCCCCACCUCUUCAUCAUUAUGGGGACUCUACCUCUGGGCAUUCAACUGAGGGAGAGGACUAUGAGGUGAGGAGAAUAAUUAUUAUGUUAUACUGUUUUGAGGGUACGGUGAUUUCACUUCUGUGCCCGUUUCACACUCACAAAAAAAAUUCACACAACACACAUUCUUUGAAUAAUAUUUCACUUGUCAGGAACUUGAAAGGGAAACUUAGAACCUCACGUUACCUAGCCUUUCUGUAGGAUUCAUGCAUCACUUAUUAAUUUUUACAAACCUUUUGCAACUGUCUGUUUUGUGUGUCUUUUCUCUUCUUCACUGUAAAUAAUGAAGUUUUAUUUUAGGUCGUGGUUUAGUUUGCUCUUUAAUACAUCUGUACUAAAAAGCCCACCAGAAGAGUAUGUUGCUUUCUUGUUAUUACUGAAUGACUUAUUACUUAUCCUAUAACAGGCCUUGUGGAAUCUCAGUGAGAGGAUAGGAUUAGCCAAGGCUCGAGGGCUUAGCAAAGAAGGUACUCUAAGUCAACAUUUACCACAGCCCUUUGGCUCAGUGCCUUCUUUUUUUAUUUUGGAAAAAAAACUGGGGCAUGAGCUGAUGUAUUGUUACUUAAGAAGUUUUUUCACCAUAUAUUUUUUUUCCAUUCAGUUUUGAUCCACUCAGUCUUGGACUGAGCACUUGUAUCAGUAUGGGGUUUUGUAGGCUGUCUGUGAAACAUUCUUAAUAACUCUAACAAUUUUAUAAGUUUAGAGAGAGAGAUGCAUUGUAAUAACUGUUUCUGUAUUCAAGCAAAUCUUGUAAAGUCAAACUUUUGAUUUUAGGUUAAGCACUUAAAAUGCCCUUAACACCUUAUUGUAUUAUUAUUAUUAUUAUUAUUAUUGCUGCCAGCAAACAAAUUGGUGGCAUAAGUCUCAGUUGUUUAUUUUUUCCUUGUUUCAGUAAUUGAUAACAUUCCAAGUUUCCGCUACAGUGCAAGUUCACGAGAUUAUUCCAAUGGAAAUUGUGUGGUGUGCAUGAGCGAUUAUAGCAAGGGUGAAAAACUACGACGUCUACCUUGUAAUCAUGAUUUCCAUGCCAAAUGUAUUGAUCGCUGGCUCAAGGUAACAUGAGCACUUCAUUCUGUUUCAAUCAUUUUAUUAUUUUAAGUAUUAAAUGACUAGUGGUGAAACUGUUCCAUUGGGAUUUUAGUGAUUUAGGGUCAGGUGUAAGUUUGGUUUUCACUUCAACAUAAGCACUAGUAUGAGUGGUGAUGAGGUGCUGGUGUGCAUACAUGUAAGCACCCCUAACAUCUUGUUGAAAGUUCCCCUUACUGUUUGCUGUACAUUUGUUUGUGCUUGUGUUGUGGGUGCUAACAGUAGAACCAUCUUUGCAUUUGCUUGUGAUGGUGCAUAUGUGGUUGCAAAAACCAGGCCUUUGGUGUUAAGCAUGAUAGUGAGAGACUUGGGUCUAAGCUCAUCACCUCCACUUAGGGGUAUCAAUCAAAACUAGCUAAUGUUUUGGAAUGAGAUGGGGGGAGGGCUUCCGUCAUGCAUUGAACUAUUGUAAAUAUAGGUACAUGCACUUUAAUUGGUCAAGGAUUCCGUUACAUCUUUCCAUAAUCACUGGGGACAAGAUGAUGACAACAGGAGCACUUAUUAACUUUUUGGGUUUAACUGGCUGCAAUUGGCUUCUUGUUAGACAUUUUGACCUGUUUAAUGCUUUCUUGCAAACAAAGGUUUUGGCUACCACUACUUUAUAUCUAUGGGCUAGACUCCCUGUCUCAGCCCUUUGAUGCAAGACAUUUUGGAGGCAAAGAAAUAGGGCAAAUUUACAUUUUUGCUCUAUUAAUCACCGUAGUAGUUGUAACAAAACAAUUAUUUGCUGAAGGAAAAGUGAAUGGUAUUUAACAAUAUUAUAUAAUCGUCAAGACAAAGUUGGAGAUUAUAAAAAAAGUAUUCUCUUUGCCUUCAGCAAAUGAUUGCAGGAAACAAAUCAGGGAUAAGAAGGGUCUAGCACAGGGUACUGAAAUAACACUUGUACUGAAGUGUAAGCUGCAGCUGUUAAUAGCUAGUUUACAUGCUAAUGGUAAAUCAGAAACUAUGGACGGAAUUUUUUAAUAAUGUUGUGAAUUUGAUUUUCAGAAUAAUCGAACCUGUCCUGUGUGCAGAGAAGAAGUCAUGGAAUCUUGAUCUUUGCCUAACUUUUAAACAAGCUCCAAUUAUUCCUUAAGAUGAUUAUAGAAAUUCUGCUGUUGAAAUUGAUAUAUAUAUAUACAUAUAUCUACAUAUAAUGAUUAAUGCAUUGUUGUUGUUCUACACUCCCGACAUUUGUAAUGUUUUGCAAACUCUUGUUCAGUCUGUUAGAAAGAGAGAGAGAAGAUUCAUUAUAUGCUUUAGAAACAACUCCAACUUAUCAAUAGUUUUUAUAUUGCAUUGCUAAAAUAUCUUCAAAAUUGUUGAAAUAGUUGUAAGCUUCAAGGAAUAAUAGUAAUUUUGUUCCCCCCACGAGUAACAGUUCCUUUAGUCAUUUGUGUACUAAAUAUAGUUUUCUUGAGAUCAUCUUAAGUAAGAGGGUCGUUGUGGCAUGUACAGAUCAAGGUACUUUCUCACUGUACCUUCAGAGUUUCUUCUGUCAGUUUUGUUACACGUUGAACACAGCUUCAAUCCAUCUUGUGAAAGAACCAUGUCAACAAAUGUGUUGCAAUAUAUUUCAAAUCCAGCAAAAGUAAUUUUACAAUUGAUUGUAUUCAUACUUUCAGGAUGUUGUGGGAGUAUUUUUGUUGGCACUGUCAGAUGUACUAAGCAUAAGUUUCAAUGUUGCACCUUCAGCACUUUCCAGAAUUAUUUUUAAAUCUAGGACCUUGUUUAUUUUUCCAUGCACUGCAAUCCAGGACUUAAGGAUGAGUUUAUAUGACUUGGCUAGGAAAUAUCUUUAAAAUUAUAUUGUUAUGAAAUGAAAGAUUCCUAUAUUCACAUUUGUAAGCCUAGAAAUAAUUUCCUCUAACAUUGGUUUGAACUCAGAGAAGUUGCCACAGCUCACUUGUAUGAUAGUUAAUGAAUUAUGUGAAGACCCAUAGUGAAAUUUGUACAUAAUAUUUAAAGAAGCUUGAGUAUGUAGACCAAUUGCUUUUAUUAUAUAUCAAGGCACUGCCAUAGCAUUAAACACAUUUAUACAGCUUU